Lucilia cuprina (Australian sheep blowfly) is the source of this 1098-nucleotide messenger RNA. RefSeq names its product 2-methoxy-6-polyprenyl-1,4-benzoquinol methylase, mitochondrial (gene Coq5). NCBI's taxonomy places the organism in Eukaryota, Metazoa, Arthropoda, Insecta, Diptera, Calliphoridae. Gene Ontology annotation, molecular function: methyltransferase activity. The record is from RefSeq and is a predicted model, not a curated record. The coding region runs from base 88 to 987 and encodes 299 amino acids. The transcript is spliced from 3 exons. Gene Ontology annotation, biological process: ubiquinone biosynthetic process.
AUUGUUAACUCAGCUGGGAGGAUUUACAACGUUUUUUAAUAAAAUUUCAUAAUUUUCUUUAAGAUUUAAUAGAUUUUGUUAAAAAAAAUGAAUGUAACCAAACAUUAUUUUAAGUUAUUUAAUAAUAUUAGGUCUUUAAACUUUAAAUAUGCCACCAAUUUAAGAUUUGUUGGUAAUACAGCGAAUACACUGACUGAAAGUUCUCAGGAGGGUACCACACAUUUUGGUUUCCAAACCGUCAAAGAGGAAGAAAAACAACAAAAGGUGCACAAAGUUUUUGAGGAUGUGGCCAAAUCCUAUGACCUAAUGAACGAUGCCAUGUCUAUGGGUAUUCAUCGCGUAUGGAAAGAUAUGUUUAUUGAGAGAUUGGGACCCACACCUGGUACGCGCUUGCUGGACAUGGCAGGCGGUACUGGUGAUAUUUCUUUUAGAUAUUUGAAAUAUUUACAAAAUCAAGCCAAUCCCCAGGGUAAACAAAGUCAUGUUACGGUCUCAGAUAUUAAUCAACAUAUGCUAAAUGUGGGUGAGGAAAGAGCCAAACGUUUGGGUCUUACCCAAGAGAAAUUACCUAAUAUUAGCAUAGACUGGAAAUGUGCUAAUGCCGAAGAGUUGCUUUUCGACGAUAAUACCUACAAUGCCUAUACCAUAGCUUUUGGUAUAAGAAAUUGUACACAUAUAGAUAAGGUGUUACGUGAAGCUUAUCGUGUCUUACAGCCGGGAGGCCGUUUUAUGUGUUUGGAAUUUAGUCAUUUGGAAAAUGAUACCAUGCAAUGGCUGUAUGAUCAAUAUUCCUUUCAGGUCAUACCACCCAUGGGUCAAAUAUUAGCCGGUCAAUGGCAGCCCUAUCAGUAUUUGGUAGAAAGUAUACGUAAAUUUCCCAAACAAGAAGACUUCAAACGUAUGAUUGAAGAGGCCGGUUUCGAAAUGGUUCGUUAUGAAAAUUUAACCUUUGGUGUGGUCAGCAUACAUUCGGGUUUUAAGUUGUAAUGUUAUUAUUUUUUGUUGUUGUUUAAAAUUUAGUAUUUUAUUAGAAUUUUUAUUGUAUUUAAAAAGGGUUUUAAUAAAAAAAAUAUAUUUUCAAUUUUAUUUCACAAAGUA